Messenger RNA from Arabis nemorensis, 2898 nucleotides. The record is from the annotation of a GenBank genome assembly. Lineage: Eukaryota; Viridiplantae; Streptophyta; Magnoliopsida; Brassicales; Brassicaceae.
AUGGCGUGGACGUGUAAGUUACAAGAUCUAAUUUCUAACACAUCUCUCCACUGCACGAAAUAUAACCGUGAACAAGAGUUCGCCCUAGGAGAAAACUCUCACAGGCCCGAUUACCUGGGUAAGUUUGCCGCCGCUGCCUCCAACGAUGGAUCUUCUCCGCCUUGGCUCCUUAGACCAGAUUUGAGUGGCUCGUCUCCUCCUCUUGAGACUUCACCACCAUCGUUCCUCUUCCUCCGCUGUUUCGCUUUCGUCGGUAAGUCCCUCUUCUAUACCUCUCAGAACUUAGACCUUGAAUCUAUGGCUACAUCUCUGAUCCUCGCUCUCUCGCCAUGGAGUCCGGUGAACCUAUCCCCGUCUUCUUCUUUCUCCGGCUUCCAUAUCCGGAGUUUUACACCGACGUCACCAAAUCCUCCCAAACCUCUGGUGCCCCCAGAUCUGUCGCCUGCUCCGCCGUCAUGGAUCUCUGCCUCGUCGGAUCUGGACUAUGCUCCUCAACUUUGUAUCAUCAGAGCUCCUUGUCUCCCAUUAGCACCAAAGCUUGUGUCUCCGGAUCUCGAGAUCUCCUCAAGCGAAAAUCCUUCAGCGAUAAUCAAUGUUCUAUAUUCUCCAAGCUACGCCUCUCCAACGACUCGACCCAACGGUACAGUGGCCCUCAUGGUUGCUCCGGUGGUCACCUCUUCGACAAAAGCUUCUUCAACGACAACAAAAGGAACACAAUUGUUGGUACACUCUUAUUACAUCUUCUAUAUCAUAGAGAGUACUCUUGCACUUGUUUGCUUCCCUUACAAGGAGAUUUACACUCCCCAACAUUCUUCCUCUAUGGAGAGACUCAUAUCCUCCUCAAUGGAAAAACCUUCAUCCUUUAAGGAGAGACCCACGGAAAGAUACCAUUCACCAAUCUUCUCCUCGAUGGAAUGUCUUUUACAAAGCUCUACCUCAAUGGCCAUAGUGCUAAAUGUGCGAGCAACAAUUGACGACGACGUGGUUUUGGGAAUCAAGAAGGCUAUCAUUUCAGUCUCGACAAUAAUGUGUUUUCGGAUUUGUGGAAUUGUGUCUCCCUACUUAUCUCAAAGGCUGCUACUAAAUAAAUCUAAGGCGAUUCAUGGAUUUCCUCUCGCGAUUCAGCUAUUUGCCUUUGAGGUGAUUCCGGAUCUGAAGCAGCUUAGACCAAAUCUUGAAGAUCAAAGUGUUUUUACGGAACGUUCCAUCCACAAUUUGUCAAAGAUUCGACCAAUCCACGCUGACAAGAUUAUGGAUUUAGAAAAAUCCAGAAAUGUACUUGUGGAUUCAAUUCUUCAUGCUGAUGACCCAGCUCCUGGAGAUUCUUUUCUGUGGAAAGAUGACGAUGUUGAUUCCUGUGUCGUGUACGUAGAAAAACUUCUAAAAGAUGGAUUUGAAUUCGAUGAUAAGAAUUGGCUUGGUGGUGAAGUCUCGUAUCCCUCAGAGCCUAAUAGAAGGAUGGGAAAGAAGUCUGUCCGGGAAGAGCGCAUUAAUGAAAGCGAUGAUGAUGAUGACUUUGUACAACCAUUCAAGAGAACUAAAGGAAUAAAAACAGUUGGGGAUUAUCGGGAGAAGCAGAGGACAUCAAAGAUUGACAAUGAUGUACGUGGAGAAGAGAAUGUUCUACAUGGGCACAGUUCAAGCUCUCAUCAAGCUCCGAGCAUUAUUGUUGAAUUAAGACAUGGUUUGUUGCUUCAAAGACAGCACACCGACAAUGCUACUGAGGGAUUGAAAACUUUUAUUGAGAAAAAGAUUAGCGAAGCUCUAACCAAUAUUAUGGACUUAUUUGAAGCUCCAUCUCCUAUUGUACAUCACUCAACCCGUAGGGCAAAAUCAAUGGUUACCAAUAGAAAUGGUCCUUCUCCCUCUGAAAUUCGGCCUUCUACGUCGGACACACACGUACAUAAACCUAAUGUCUCUGUUUUGCAACCAAUGGUGGAUGUACAACAACCGGUUGACGAUAUACACUUGAUGAAGGAGUCAAAUAAACAGCCACCCUCACCCUCUCUUGUCGCCGAGCUUCCUGAUCUUCCCAUACUUGAUGAUGAAACUAUACCUUUAAAUACCGAUGAAGUACCUCAUACCUCUGUUCUCAAUGUACGUACAUCUGAUGAGGAUACAGAUAAGUUACUAGUACAGAAAACAGCAGGAGUUGUAACAGAUGCAUCAUGUAAGGAGGCCCAAGUUGAAGAUGCUUAUAAGGAUAUGGACGUAGGUGAUGUACACCUAUCCUCUACUUUGAAUGUACGUACAACAGAGGAUAAGGAGGCUCAGCUACAAGAUGGUUUGCAACCAAGGGUGGAUGUACAACCACCUCAGGCUGUUAAUGUAAGUACAUCAGCAGAGCAUAAGGAAACUAAUCUACGAGAUGGCUCUCCUGGUGAUGUACGCACGUCAGCAAAGGGAAAGGAGACUGGUGAUGUACGGGUUUCCUCUCCUGUUAAUGUACGUACGUCAUCACCGGAUAAGGAGGCUGAGGUAGAAAAGGGUUAUAAAUUUAUUGAUGUUUUUGAUGUACGACAUUGCUCUCCUGUUGAUGAAUCAGUUGAAUAUGGUUCUAAGGUGCCGGUUGAAGAUAGUUUUAAGGUUGGCUCUAAAGAAGAGUCUGAAGACAAGUCCCCUACUCGCAUUAUAGAUAGUGUUCUUCAAAAUUUGAACUGCGGAGUUCUUGAUGGUGGAGAAGCAGUGAAAGAUGUUCAGCGCCAAGACAGUAGGAGGGAUUUUUCGAUAAGGAUUAGGAUUCCAACAGCAAAGAUGCAUGAAUAUAUUGCCACUGUGCAGAAACCGAAACCUGUUCCACCUAGAAGCUGCCAAUACAAUCCUUUUUGUGGCAUGAAUCUAGACUAUUUCUAUCAACUUAAUGAUGUCUUAGGAGUGGAGGAAAGUCAGGAGAGCUAA